CCGCCAUUGGUUCUGCGCUCUCUCCACCACCAUCUCUCGAACUAUUUUCUGUUUUGUACAUACACCUAUCGACUCCUUGACGUCCUUAACACCCCUUCUUCUUGUUCAACGUCUUCACGAUGAAUAUCUUUGACGAACUCCCGGUCACUCCGGGUAUAUUUACUCAACAAACCUUCUUUCCCUCUCCUCCGCACAAGACACGCGAGCCAUUCAACCACGCCCAGCAAACCUUCUUUGGCCGAUACGACUUGCCUGCCACGAAGGAGAGCAACACCGGAUCCGGUCUCGGCGACUUUCAGGUCUGGAAUGAGGAGGGUGAGAAUAUCGAACGUUCUUCGUCUCCGAACACGCCUGGCGUUGAGUGGACUCGUAUCGGGUAUACUUCUCCUUCUGGUCGUACCCACGGUCUCGACGAACAACUCCUCUCGACAUCCCCUAUCUCCCCCUCCAGCCCAAGCUCAAACUCGACUCGUCGUCUCCAGCGUCCAGCCAAUAUCGCGAGUAUCUACACCGAUGACGUUGACCGCCGUCAUCAAACCACCUCCCCCCGUGCCGCGAUGGCUCGUCAUUACUUGGCCACCACGCUCGAGCAGGCGUCGAUCUCUGACCAUGGUCUUUUGCACACUGCGCAUAACUCGACGGAUUUGUUUGCGUAUCGUACUGUGGAGGCUGGGGGCUCUAAUGCGGUCAGUAUGAGUCCUAGUUUGAGCUCGAAUGGGUAUGAAGGUGGGUUGGGAGGGAAGUGGGGGGCUACGCCGAGUAGGUAUUUGCAAGUUGGGAAUUUGCCGAAGACGGCGGAGUUGUGGGCGUUGAAAGAGAUGUUUGAGUCGCUUGGUUCACUUCAGGGUAUCGUCGUGAAAGACUUGCGUGUUGAUGGUACUAUCAUCGCUGCCUUCCACGACUUGAGGGACGCUAUCAGUACCUUGAAGAGGCUCCGUCACCAACGCUACUUCAACGAUCGUCGUCUCGACGCGAGGUUCUGCUCCAGGGCCGCUGUUGUCGCUCUCACCCACCAAGACUCAGAAAUGCCUCUCAUCUCCGAGAACGAAGGUGAAAUCACCAUCUCGGCCUUCCAUCACGACGACAAGGAGAUCCCUGUGAAGUUGUUGCAGGACAUCUUGUCCAACUAUGGUGAUCUACGAUCGUUCAGGUCUGCUGGAGCGGGCCGUGGGCAAGUUUUUAUUUGUGAGUAUUUUGAUUGUAGGGAUGCAGAGGAAGCAUUGAAGGCGUUGCACGAUCGCGUCGUUGAGGGCUUCUUCCUCAGUGUUGUUUACCAUGAAGGCGACGAUGUCAGCAGUUGGAGAGCCGUUUCGAAUGUCUUACGCCGCACGCAGGACGAAGGCAAGAUAUUCGAGCCCCAGCCUCGUCGUGGGAGUCAUCCCCACCUCAGCGGUUUCGAGAGUUGGUGUGAGCAGCGUCAACCUCGUUCACCGCUCUCUCCUCUCCAUCCUUCUGCUGAUUACCUUGAGGUCCGCCGCGGUUCGACUGGUACUCUUCCGUCUCAGCCUCGCAGACUCAACCGCGUUCGCAGCAAGCUUAUGAUGGAGGUGGAGCCUUUGUCGCCUCGCAGUAUCGGGCCUGAGCGUCGUGUUCCUCUUUCGCCCUAUGCUUCAUCGUUCGAACCAUCCAGUCCCGCGCUCAUUCCCGGACGCUGGCGUCGUGAGCGUGAGCGUGAGCGUAGCAUCGGUUCUGGUAUCGGUACGCCGUUGAGCGAGCGUUUUGAGGCCACAGACUUCUUCGUUCAUGGGUCUCCGCAGAGCCGUCAUUAUCUGGAUGAUGAGGGUAUCUCACCGACAACCACACGUUUCCGCGGCUCUCUUCGUGCUGCGGAUAUGGCUCGCUCUGUUACUUAUGACGGCGCCGCGAUUGGGUACGGUCAGAGCUAUGACGAUGUCCCAAUGCCGAGUCCACUUAUGUCGCCUGGCAUUGAUUCAGGCUUUGGUCAACCGUUUCAUGAGAAGAACAAGGUCAAUCUCGACAGGAUUGCGAACGGAGCGGAUAUGCGCACGACGAUUAUGAUCAAGAACGUUCCGAACAAGUAUACCUCCACUAUGUUGCAAGAGUAUAUCAACGACUCUUUCUCCUUCAAAGGCGCGUACGACUUCUUGUACCUUCGUAUGGACUUUCAGAACAGAUGCAACGUUGGCUAUGCGUUCGUCAACUUCACCGACCCCAUGCACAUCCUUCACUUUGCGGAACAUCGCCUGGGAACCAAGUGGAACCGCUUUCACUCCGAGAAGCGCUGCGAGAUCACUUACGCAAACAUCCAAGGGAAGGACUGUCUCGUCGAGAAGUUCAGGAACUCGUCUGUCAUGGAUCACAUCGAAGAAUACCGUCCCAAGCUCUUCCACGUCUCGGGUCAUUUGGCAGGCCAGGAACAGGAAUUCCCAAUGUCGAACAACAUGAAGAGGAAGAUGAGGUCUGUUGCGAGUGCAGCGCAGGUUGGGCUCUAUCCCCCGGCGUCUGGCAAGGAGACCUGGAGAAACCGUGAUGUUGACUACUGAGGAAAUAUUAAUAUAGGAAGUGAGGUGUUGGGCUAUAAUAUGGGUGGGAGUAUAUUUUGCAUCUUGGAGCGAGUUUUGAUGUUUUGCUAGAUACCAUGAAUCCCUGAGAACGGCCCGGGAUCAUGACGAUACCCUUCAUCUGUCUCUCGUUUAAUAUUGAAGGUUUCUUUUCUUGCAGAAGCUACCUUCGUGGUUACGGUCUUGUCUUGAGCUGAACUGUCUGAUUUGCGUCGCGAAAUUCGUACCUCCG
Molecule: messenger RNA, 2754 nt
Organism: Saitoella complicata NRRL Y-17804
Lineage: Eukaryota; Fungi; Ascomycota; Saitoellomycetes; Saitoellales; Saitoellaceae
Exons: 5
Coding region: 120-2504 (794 amino acids)
Molecular function (GO): RNA binding
Source: RefSeq, a predicted model, not a curated record